AUGCAGAGGUGGAAGUGGAACAGAAAGAAACCCCCCAUUUUCCCCUUCCUUGUGCUUAUCUUACUGUUGUUCAUAGCCUUCUCAACCCUCCACAGUGAACACGCCAUACAACGAAUCCAUGAAAUCCCAGAUCAUGUUCAUAAUCACCAAGAAGUUUCUUCAGCCACCUUUGUCAAACCCAACUUCUCUGGUCACCGCAAGCAAGCACCAGAGGUUUUGGAUAGAUUCAGUAGAUGCAACUCCACUGUUGAGUAUAGUGGCAAGAAAAUUGCUUGGCGUGGUGAUUCUAGGCAGUCUGGUCGCCGGAGAGUUAGGUCGGAAAGCUGUGAUGUUUUUUCAGGCAAAUGGGUGUUUGAUAAUGUUUCACAUCCACUGUACAAUGAGUCAGAUUGCCCUUACAUGUCUGACCAAUUGGCCUGUCACAAGCAUGGAAGGUCUGAUUUGAGUUACCAGUAUUGGAGAUGGCAACCACAUAACUGCAAUUUGAAGAGUUGGAAUGUGAAAGAAAUGUGGGAGAAGGUGAGAGAUAAAAGGCUAAUGUUUGUUGGAGACUCACUAAAUAGAGGGCAAUGGAUAUCAAUGGUAUGUUUGUUACAAUCAGUAAUCCCUGCAGAUCAAAGAUCAAUGUCACCAAAUGCCCAUCUCACCAUUUUCAGAGCAGAGGAGUACAAUGCAACUGUGGAAUUUCUCUGGGCUCCUCUGCUUGUUGAAUCUAAUUCUGAUGAUCCAGUAAAUCACAGACUAGAUGAACGCAUAAUUCGUCCUGAUACGGUUCUUAGACACGCAUCAUUGUGGGAAAAUGCUGAUAUUCUUAUUUUUAACACGUACUUAUGGUGGAGGCAAGGCCCAGUUAAGCUAUUAUGGACUGCUGAAGAAAAUGGAGCUUGUGAAGAAUUGGAUGGGCGAGGAGCCAUGGAGUUGGCCAUGGGAGCCUGGGCAGAAUGGGUAUCUUCUAAAGUUGACCCCCUUAAGAAGCGUGUCUUUUUUGUGACCAUGUCACCAACUCAUCUCUGGAGCCGAGAGUGGAAACCAGAAAGUGAGGGAAACUGCUAUGGGGAGAAGGACCCUAUUGACAUUGAGGGCUAUUGGGGAAGCGGUUCAGAUUUGCCUACAAUGAGCACUGUGGAGAAGAUUCUAAGCAAUUUGAGUUCAAAAGUUUCUGUCAUCAACAUUACACAACUAUCAGAGUAUAGAAAGGAUGGUCAUCCUUCCAUUUUUCGCAAAUUUUGGGAGCCCCUUCAGCCUGAACGGUUGUCAAACCCCUCAUCUUACUCUGAUUGCAUACAUUGGUGCUUGCCUGGUGUACCUGAUGUGUGGAAUGAGUUGCUAUUCCAUUUUCUAUAG
This is a messenger RNA of Sphenostylis stenocarpa, 1344 nucleotides long. The record is from the annotation of a GenBank genome assembly. Lineage: Eukaryota; Viridiplantae; Streptophyta; Magnoliopsida; Fabales; Fabaceae.